Molecule: messenger RNA, 2328 nt
Organism: Thrips palmi
Lineage: Eukaryota; Metazoa; Arthropoda; Insecta; Thysanoptera; Thripidae
Product: centromere protein I-like
Exons: 15
Coding region: 206-2191 (661 amino acids)
Cellular component (GO): kinetochore
Source: RefSeq, a predicted model, not a curated record
CGAAGACCGUUGAAGCUCGCGCCUGUUUUGCAAAAGCUCUUGGAGUCCUCAGAAUUUUACUGUUAUUGGUUGAUUUAAAACUGAUCGGAUAGAAAUUACUUCCAAAAUACCGUAACUAAUCUUCUGCCUUUGUAAUUUUGGUGAAAUAUCUUCGAAUGGUUUGGGGCACAAGAAAUGUACACGGUAUGAUAGUGUCAACAUAACCAUGUCUACAGUCAGGAGGGCUAUCACUUCUAUUAAAAAUCUCAAUGGCAAAUUAUCUGGGAAUAUUUACGAACAUGCUCUAACCCAGCUACAGUCAGAAAGUGGUUUGUCAAAUGACAACAUCAAAACUUUGUUGUCGACAUUGACAGAUGACAAACUUUUGAAAUGCCGAGCAACAAGUUUUCGGGAUGUGUUGUUUUGCUGCAUUCCUGAGAGUUCUAUAAGCGGGGACGUUCUGGAAAUUGGCUUGUUUUGGAUGUUUGCCAAUAUUAAAAAUGAAUUUGUUGUUUCAUCCAAGCUUAAUGCUGUGUUGGAUUGGGUUUCAGGACUUCUUGAGUUUGAUCUUAUUGAUAAAACUGACAUUGAUGGUUACUAUGAAAUGUAUUAUGGAAUGCUGCAAAGGGAGCAAUGUCAAAGUUCUGCCUGUAAACUGAUCCACAUGCUCACUCGCCCAGAUGAUGUUUACCGUGGGCGUGUGGAAAAUAUCAUCAAAUUAUACAAAAAAGGUGGAGGCAGAGGGAAACAUCUAGCUUAUCUUAUUGAACUGUUCCGAACAUAUAAACCAGAACUUGUACCAGAAAAUGUAAAAUCUUUCAGCCGCGAAGCUGCUUUCAAAAAAUUACUGCCAGGAUUUAAACAUAUGCUGGAAUCAGCUCAUGAACGGCUGCAAUCCGAAAACAAUCAUUUACGUUCUAAGAACAAAGGAUUAGACUGGACUGCCGUUACUUUUAAUAAAAACAGAACUGCCAUGCCUCUAAUUCCCACUGCCAUGUAUGUCCACCUGGGUUCAGAACUGUAUCGAGAAAAGAGACGCAAAGUUUUGGAAUUUUUGGACAAGAUAUCCCUUGCUAGCUUUCAUCUAACAUGUGAACUACCCACCUCCAUUUUGUCACUAAUGCUGAAUGAAGGUGGAAUGCAUUUUUUAGUUAAUCAUAACUCUGAUGUCCAUGCCCGAUUCUCAUCAGUUCUCUACUCCUGCUUACACUCAGUGUUUAUACAAAACAACAAAAAAGUCUCUUAUCAAGAGAGAGAACACUUUCUGAAACAAUUGGUUGUUUUGGAAGAUUAUAUGCAGCAAGGAAUACCUGUUGUUUCUCGAUUUCUUGCUUUUUACAUAGUUUCAUGGAAUGGGCAAGAUCAUCAAAAAUAUAUUUAUCGACUACUUGAAAGAAUAACAUUGGUCAACUUUGCAGAAUUUAAUGACUGUAUCCUUACACACCUGUACACCCUUUUCUUGUCUGGAGACAUCAAUGAAAAGACUAUCAUUGUCAAAACUCUGUCAGAGCUUCUACUCAAUGUGUAUGUGAAGUGGUUAAAAAAGCGCCCCAGAGAGCAUCAGUUUCUUGGAGAGAAAUGGGAAUGGGAAACCGAAUUUGAGAAUGUAGUUCCCCAACUCAUCUCAGUUGUCACAAACUUUUGUGAGUUGGGUCUCCUAAUAACGUCUAGUGACCCAUUAAUGCUUCAUGCUACCCUAUGCUUCUUUGAAAUGUUGGCAGAUUUGCAACUUGAAUCCAAGCAUAAGCUAACAAUUAUUCCACCGUCUAUCUUUUACCGCUGUCUCUUUUCAUUGGACUUUUGCUCUCUGGUGAGAGGUUGUGAUCUGCUGUUGAGAUACAAAGACACCUCAGAAGAUCUGGGUCCAAGCGGUCUUGAAAAUGUUUCUUUGCUCAACAAGUAUGCCUGUGAUGUGUGGAACUGUCUGGUUACCAAAAAGGGAUUUUCCAAGGCCCACCAGGGCUGCAUUUUGGUGAAACAUAAAAAACUGAAGGAGCUACUGCCUGCACAUGCAGAUUCAGUCUUCAGCCUAGAAUAUCACCCAGUCAUGUUAGGAUAUGCACAACAUUUGCAAGAAGUUGAUGGCUCAUCAGAUGCUGUGCUUCAAGGGGAGCUUAUAAAAGAUGCCUUGAUGCAGUCUUUUCCUGAACUUGGAGGCUGCUUAGCUGCAUUGGAAAAUAAAUACUCUGAAUAUCAUAGUGGAUCUUCCUGAGUUGUACGUUUAUUCACAUUUGCUAAUAUUUAUAAUCAAAGAGCUAACACAGAUUGACCAUGUAAAAACUAAAAAUAAUAAAAGUAUUUAUAAAAGUAUAUAUAAUGUCACAUGAAAUAAAAUUUUUGUUGAAAGGA